Messenger RNA from Anolis sagrei ordinatus, 1574 nucleotides. RefSeq names its product transgelin 2 (gene TAGLN2). The record is from RefSeq and is a predicted model, not a curated record. NCBI's taxonomy places the organism in Eukaryota, Metazoa, Chordata, Lepidosauria, Squamata, Anolidae. Gene Ontology annotation, cellular component: actin cytoskeleton. Gene Ontology annotation, molecular function: actin filament binding. Gene Ontology annotation, biological process: actin filament organization.
CUGCCUCCCUGCGCCCGUCCCCUCCCUGCGCGCCCUUUGUCAACGCUGACAUCAGCCUUAAAAGCCCCGCGUGGGGAAAGUGGAGAGCGACCCAAGGCGUGGCCCUCCUCACCCGGCGUCUCCAGCAGCAGCAGCACUGCCCGAAAGCCCAUUCGUCAUGGCAAACAGAGGACCUGCGUACGGACUCAGCCGGGAGGUUCAACAGAAGAUCGACAAACAGUACGACCCGGAUUUGGAGCUGAUCCUCAUCCAGUGGAUUGGGGCCCAGUGUGGCCCCGAUGUCGGACAGCCUCAGCCUGGAAAGGACAACUUCCAGAAGUGGUUGAAAGACGGCACCGUGCUGUGCAGGCUCAUCAAUAGCCUUUAUCCCCCUGGCAAAGGCCCAGUGGCCAAGAUCCAAGGCUCCACCAUGGCCUUCAAGCAAAUGGAGCAGAUCUCACAGUUCCUGCGUGCGGCUGAGCAAUACGGCAUCCUGGCCACAGACAUAUUCCAGACGGUGGACCUCUGGGAAGGUAAAAACAUGGCCUGUGUGCAGAGGACUUUGAUGAACCUGGGAGGAUUGGCAGUCGCAAAAGGAGAUGAGUUCUUCGCCGGAGAUCCCAACUGGUUCCCAAAGAAGUCCCAGGAGAACCGCCGUGCUUUCUCAGACGACAAGCUUAAGGAAGGGCAGAGUGUCAUUGGGUUGCAGAUGGGCACGAACCGGGGAGCCUCCCAGGCCGGCAUGACGGGUUAUGGCAUGCCGCGGCAGAUCCUUUGAGCCCCGUUUCCCCCCUUUUCAGUUGUUACCAUUGCCACCCCAAAAUCUGAUUUCCAAAUUAUUGCAACCACCAUAAGCCUUAGCGCAGGUUGCGGAGCCAUGCAACCCCAUGUUUACCAAUUGCCAGUAUGUUUUCCUUUGGCUCUUCUUUUUAAAUCCCCAUCCUCUUUUAGCCUGCAUAAUUGGAGCUAAAUCUUGCUUGGUCUCUGGUUUCAGUAAUUUGUUUUUAAACCCCUUCCCUUUACUAUCGCAUAGAUUGGGCACAAUUGGGUGUUGUAUUGCUCAAAUAAUCCUCACUCAGGUUCGGCUUUGAGGGAUCUUCAAUACUGUCCACAUUCCUGUAUAUGGCUUUUGAAUGCUGAUCUUGACCGGCAGCAUUUUUGGAAACCAGAUACAUAUCCACUCCUGGGCAUUCCUUUCACAGUUUGACCAAAAAAGAUAUACAUCUUGUAAUAUUUUAUUAUCGCAUCUUGGUUUGCACAAUUGCAUCCAUUCCUAUGAUGUUCCAACCCUCUCCACAGAGAUAUACCAUUCGAAAUGCACAUUGAAACGCACUACCUUUUUAUGAGUUUGGAGAAGCAAUUCGCUGGCAGAAUCUCUCCCAGAGAGCAAAAGGUGUUCCCUCUUUGGUGCUAGGUUUACAUUUCCCCUCUUUCUUAAGAUAGAUAGGGAUCUAUCUUAAGAAAGGCAAGACUUUCCCGCACUUCUUUGGAGUGGUUGCCCAGUUGAUGCUUGGCUUUGCUCUUCAGUCUCCCUCUCCGUAGCAAAUUCUGUUAGGUCUUCACCCAGUAAAGGCCAUGCGGUUCUGACCUCGGAU